AUGGCCACCCACACUUCAGCCGGUGUGCCGAUUCUCGACAUCAGGAGUGACAACGCAGACCAGUCCCUGCUCGAAACUCUGAAGGGGUCUCUCAAUCCUCCCAAGGGGCAGCCACGCACGUUCCCAACCUUGCUGCUCUAUGACGAAAAGGGUCUCAAGCUGUUUGAGGAGAUCACCUAUUUGGAUGAAUACUACCUCACCAACGCGGAAAUAGACACUCUCACAAGACAUGCCAGCAAGAUCGUUGAACAAAUUCCACCCGGUGCUCGUCUUGUUGAACUGGGCAGCGGGAACCUCCGCAAGGUCAACAUCCUUCUGGAAGCAUUUGAGAAGGCCAACAAGAAUGUCGAGUAUUAUGCCCUGGAUCUAUCACUGUCCGAACUCAAGCGUACUUUUGCCGAGUUGGACAUCAAAGCAUUCCACCAUGUCACUUUCCGGGCCUUGCAUGGUACCUAUGACGAUGCUCUUUCCUGGCUGAAGAAAUCUACGGAUGACGCCAUGACCACCUGUGUCAUGACCAUGGGCUCUUCCUUGGGCAACUUCACUCGAGAGGAGGCCGCUCAGUUCCUUGCUUCCUUCAAGAAAGUCUUGGCGCCAUCGGACUUUGUGAUGGUGGGACUCGACGGAUGCCAGCAGCCUGGCCGCGUCUUCCCUGCCUACAACGACUCUUUGAAUGUGACCGAGCGCUUUUAUCGCAACGGCCUUACCCAUGCUAACAACAUUCUGGGCUACGAGGCAUUCAAACAGGAUGAAUGGGGGAUCGACCGUCUAUAUGAUGACAAGCAGAACAAACACCAGGCUUCAUACGUGGCCUUGAAGACGAUCAACAACAAAGACUUCUCCUUUGAAAAGGGCGAAAAAGUCCAUUUGGAGGACGCCUUCAAGUACUCGGAGGAGGAACGAGAUGCUCUCUGGCAUGCUACUGGCCUGAUCCCUCAGAUGUCUUACGGCAACAAGACCAAUGAUUAUUUCGUUCAUCUUUUGUCGCCGUCCACUAUCAGUUUCCCCAGCAAACCGGCGGAGUUUGCUGCGAGCCCUGCCCCUUCGCUCGACGAUUGGCGACAACUAUGGGCGGCUUGGGAUACGGUGACCAAGUCCAUGGUCCCGAAGGACGAGUUGGUCAACAAACCUAUCAAGCUACGAAAUGACUUGAUCUUUUAUCUGGGCCAUAUUCCUACGUUUGCAGAUAUUCACUACAUGAACGCCACGAAAGAAAAGGCGACAGAACCGGCAUACUAUAGGUCCAUAUUUGAGCGAGGCAUUGAUCCAGAUGUGGACAAUCCCGAACUGUGCCAUGACCACAGUGAGAUCCCGGACUCCUGGCCUCCCCUGCAGGAGAUCAUGGUCUAUUCGCAGCGUGUUCGAGAACGUAUCGUCGAGAGCAUUCACUCCGGCCGAGCAUACACUGACCGCAAGCUCAGCCGUGGCCUGUGGCUCGCUUAUGAGCACGAGGCCAUGCAUCUGGAAACCUUCCUCUACAUGCUGCUUCAGAGUGAGCGCGUCCUGCCGCCACCUGGCCGGGAUUUGCCCGACUUCAAAGCCUUAGCCGCCGAGGCUCGCACGAACCGUAGCGCAAACAAGUGGCACCGCAUCCCUGCGAGCGAAGUUAAGAUUGGGUUGGACGAUCCAGAAAACGACUUCGGCCCUGACAGGUACUUCGGCUGGGAUAACGAGAGGCCAUCACGCACAGUAGCUGUCCACGAUUUCGAGGCUCAAAGUCGCCCAAUCAGCAAUGGCGAAUACGCUCGCUUCUUGGAAGUCACCCACAAGGAUUCCCUACCCGCUUCAUGGACAGCCUCCAAAGCAGGUACGCAUCUCAAUGGAACCAACGGCACAAACGGUGUGAAUGGCCAUGUCCAGGAUGAGCUCGAGAUGGCCAGCCCCUCCUUUGUCGAAGGCAAGGCUGUUCGAACGGUCUACGGCCUCAUCCCUCUCAAAUAUGCCUUGGACUGGCCUGUGAUGGCUUCGUACGACGAAUUGGCAGCCUACGCAGAAUGGUCCGAUGGACGCAUUCCUACACUGGAAGAGGCUCGGAGCCUUUACCAGUACGUGGAGAACCAAGACAGCGUCUUGCAGAAGGUUACUAGCAAGCUGAUUUCAGCCGUGAACGGGCAUCUCUCCAAUGAUGGCGUCCAAGAGACACCUCCAUCAGGCCAUCAGUCGAACGGUGUCGUCAACGGUAGUGCAGAAGGUCCCCCGCUGGACCCCAAUGAGCUCUUCGUCGAGCUCGGUGAUCGCAAUGUAGCCUUCCGCCACUGGCAUCCAACGCCCGUGACCGGCAACGGCGACCGACUCCGUGGACAGAGCGAUCUUGGGGGUCUGUGGGAAUGGACCAGCACACCGUUGGCGCCACAUGAAGGGUUCAAAGCCAUGGACUUGUAUCCCGGGUAUACCGCCGACUUCUUCGACGGUAAGCACAAUGUCUGUCUAGGAGGCAGCUGGGCCACUGUGCCGCGAAUCGCAUUGAAGAAGACCUUCGUCAACUGGUACCAGAGAAACUAUCCGUAUGUUUGGUGUACGGCCAGGCUGGUCAGGGAUGUGGUCGUUUGA
Messenger RNA from Fonsecaea multimorphosa CBS 102226, 2550 nucleotides. RefSeq lists its product as uncharacterized. Bases 1 to 2550 code for a protein of 849 amino acids. NCBI's taxonomy places the organism in Eukaryota, Fungi, Ascomycota, Eurotiomycetes, Chaetothyriales, Herpotrichiellaceae. The transcript has 7 exons. The record is from RefSeq and is a predicted model, not a curated record.